AUGCCGAGUCUCAGGCUCGAUUCUGAGAUUCUGACAGCGGCGGCCGCAAUCGGAUCGGCUCACGUGUACCUGGUCGAGGUGAAGAAGCAGAAGAAGUUCAAGCGGUUGGCACAGCCACGAUUCUUUCCCUGUGCGCUGUGCACUCUUGCUGCCCCUGCAAUGAAUACACUGCAAGCACUUGUACUCUCGGCUUGCGUUGCAAUAGGUGCGGCCCAAUGGCCUUGCCCGGUAGAGGCCGGGCCCUGUGCCACCUGGUGCCAGGAGCACGGCUGCCUGGACGGCCAGUGCACGUGUGGGACCUGGGACGAGUGCCGCUGCACCGGAUGCUGCACCGAGGUGCCCGAUGUGAGCUGCGUGGACAUGAACUGCGUCGAGGCUGCCAAACCGCGAGGAGUGUGCGUGCAGGACGCCUGCCUGCCCAACAUCAACGACCCCUAUUGCCACGACUAGUGACACGCGUCGUCCGCCCGAUUAGAUAAACUUAGAGGAGAGCGAUUUUCGAAACGUCAAGUGAGGCGAAACGACGCGAAGCACCUUCAGUAAAAGAGCCUGCAGAAGCGCAAUGUGUACAUCGUUUGACGACAUAUAUUACAGCCUUAUAUAUUA
Messenger RNA from Dermacentor albipictus, 606 nucleotides. RefSeq lists its product as uncharacterized. Lineage: Eukaryota; Metazoa; Arthropoda; Arachnida; Ixodida; Ixodidae. The record is from RefSeq and is a predicted model, not a curated record.